Messenger RNA from Solanum dulcamara, 1385 nucleotides. RefSeq lists its product as uncharacterized. The coding region runs from base 143 to 688 and encodes 181 amino acids. The record is from RefSeq and is a predicted model, not a curated record. Lineage: Eukaryota; Viridiplantae; Streptophyta; Magnoliopsida; Solanales; Solanaceae. The transcript is spliced from 2 exons.
CUGAUUUAGUCGACAAUUUGGGUAUUGUCAAGAUGUUCCUGGUGUUCUCAUAGAGCACUAUUACGCUGGUUCACUUCUAGCUUUUGUGCAACUAUGGAAUUCAUGUGUUCAUCUUGGAAGCUCUUCGAAGAUCAUCAUACCAAUGCGUCCAUCCAAUAAGGGGGCUCCAAUGACUAGUGAAUCUUCAGAUUGGUGGCCAUCCCAUCGAGAGAAUGUGUUGAGACGAAGUACCUACAUAAUUUUGAGAGGUCCGAGGAAGGAUGAUGCUUCCUUUUCAACCAAAGGAGAACAACAUCAGAUGCAUGUUCGAGGAAAGGUUUUUCAUUCUUCCAGAUCCAUGGUGACAUCGAUCAAUUCUCCGGAAAUUGUCAAAGUUGCUCCGAAGUCUAAAACUUUGAAAAGAAAGGGAACACAAGUGGACUGUGGAGUUGGGCAUCCUUUAUUGACCCCCAAAGAAGCCGCUGCCAUUGCUUCGGAUGCGAUUGAUGUCACUCUCAAAAGAAAGAAACCUUGUAGCUCACUGGACAAAACUAUUGAAAACUCACCAAGCAUUGUGCCGUUUUGUAGGGACACCUCCAAACCUUCUGCUUCAGCCAAUGAAGAUGGGAUCACUAGUGUAGCUUCUUGCUCAAAUGAGAGCAACGUUAGUCAGGAACAACAUUGGAAGCGUCUGAAGAAAAAGCCUUAGAAUUUAGGCGAACAACACUCUUGAGUUUGUUGAUUUGGAUUCCAUUAGCAUUGGUACCAUAAUCAUCGAAGAUGGGGCUGCUGGUUCAACAACGCCAUUGACUGAAUUGGCACACCAAUUGGGUCUUGAAGACAUUGGCAGUGAUAUAUUUGGUCAUGAUGUGUUUGAGGAUUGUACUACAAGCCCGAAUCCCUCUAGAUGAUGAAGGAUCCUCACAUCUCUCUUGAUGACUCCAAAGAUUAGGCUCCAAAUAAGAGUCCGUUGACAAAGUUGACCCCAAUUCUUUCAGAAAAUAUUGAUUUUUCACAACCUGCCUCAGCUACUGAUGCAGAGACUGGAGCGAAUCAGAUCAAAGGUUCUCACGUUUCUUAGAAUGUGGUACAACCUUUACAACAUGUUGCUUCAAAUUUUGAACCCCACGAGGUUAUUUCCAACUUCAAACUUUCUUAUGUCUCUGGGAUGUGGCGUACCUUGUGUGAAUGGAUUGCUCAGUUCUAUGAAGGAUCCUCGGAAAGUCUCAAAGAGUUGAGAAAGGUGUUGACUUGAUUCUUAAAGGGCUUCGAGAAGUUAACAUCGUCAACCUUUCUCCUUUGGAGGUUCUGCUUGAUUUUUUUAAGAAACACCGAGAUUACGAUGCUGAGAGGUUGUCUACUUCUCAAAAGAUAAUCAAAAAUUCUUAUGAAGAGUUACUUUCUGC